This is a messenger RNA of Nomia melanderi (Alkali bee), 386 nucleotides long. The record is from RefSeq and is a predicted model, not a curated record. NCBI's taxonomy places the organism in Eukaryota, Metazoa, Arthropoda, Insecta, Hymenoptera, Halictidae.
CACGCCGCGGCCGCUGCCGCCGCCGCCGCCUCCAUGGGGAUGGAAUCCUCGGACUUGGUAGCGGUGGCGCACUACCAGGCGCAACAGCUCCAGCGGCAAUUGUUGGCCGAGCAGUCGGGUCCAGCAGGCACGAUGCUGCCGCCGGCUGCUCAGCCUACUGGUGGAGGCAUGACGCAGCCGCUCCAGCAAGGUCAACACGCCGCGGCAGCCGCAGCCGCAGCAGCAGCCGCCGCCGCAGCCGCCGCCCCGCAAUCUCAGGGCCAAGACCCGCUGCAGAGCUUGAUGCAGCAGCUGAUCUGUCUACAACAGAUCGAGUACUUCCUAGCCCAGCGUGGUCACAAGUGAUAUACAUAUAUGUAUAUGUAUAUAUAUAUAGAAACAGAGAG